AUGAUAUCUCAAAUACGUCGAGACCAGAGUUUUUAUGACCGGGAUAGAAUGUCAAACAUUGAUGCUAUGAAAUUGAAUUUUAAUACUUCAACAAAUUGGUUAAGUGAGGAACCUAUUGAUAUUGUCUCACCGUCUGGAGGUCAUGCAUUUCUUACUUUAACUCGGGAAGGUUCCAGUUUUGCUUCUAAUACAUCUUUAAACUCAAUUGGAGCAAAUAUAAUGACAGAAUCUCCUCCACGCAGUCUAUGUCAUUAUACAGGACAACCCCAAUUUGCAUUGACAUAUAAUAACAGUUCAAGCACUAUCGUUGCCAACGAUAAACGUGAAUCAAUGUCUCCACUCCAGCCAAGUGCUCCAAUUGCGAUUCCAACAAACAAUAAUAAUAAUGAAACUCGUGGCGAUGAACAACAAAAGGAUGAUUCAAUAGGUUCCAACAAUUUCAGCACACCCGAUGAAUUUAGUAGUUUUGGAUUGAUUAAUGAACAUAAUCGUUUUAUUACAACAGUUAACAAUGCUAGAGCUACACUUCCGAAUUAUUCUCCUUUUCGUUCAUCACCUAAAAUUACUCGACCACUUUCUCUUGUUAGAGCUCAAUGUGCUAAUCAACCGGCGUUAGUGGAAGAGGUGACAAAGGACGAAUUUAAUCGUAAAGUUGAACUGGAAAAGUAUUCUGAUGUUGGGAUGAAGAUAAAAUUAGAAAAUGUACAAAAACAAAUGAAGGAACUUGUUGAGAACUUAAAUUCUCUCCGCGAAGCUGGAACAGAAUUACAACAAACUAGCUUUAAUGAAGAAAAUAUUUCUUUGUUUUCAAAAGAAAUUCUUCAAUCUAUCCAAUCUUUGAUAAAACAGAGCUCUCUGAAAGCUGUAGAAGAAUUUAAAUUGAAAAUGGAAAAAGAAAAUGAAGAACGACUGAAAGAAAUGGAAACGAAAAUGAAUGAAAAAAUUGUUGAAAUUGAAGAAAAAUUGGAGAAUGAACGAAAAAUUAGAGAAGAAAGAGAACAACAAUUAAUUGAAAAAGAGAAACAAAUAAGUGAAUUAAAUGAUCAAAUAAUUGCUUUUAAAAAAGAGAAGGAUGAGUUGUCUAAUGUAAUUAGUGAAAAGGAAGAGGCAGUGAAUACUUCACAGAGUAUAACAAAUAGAGCUAAAAUGUUGGAAAGUGCUAUAUCAGAAUCACAAGACAAUGUUAUACAUUCUUCAGUAACAGCCUCAUUUAUUGAUGUGAAAGAUGAAACAAUUAAACCAAAAAUGAGUGAUGUAACACAAAAUGAAAUAUCACGAACUAUUCAACUGCAAAACCGUAGAGUACAAACAAUUAUUCGUAAAAAUGAUAUGAACUUCAUUGUAUCACUUGGAGAGAUAAUUGAAGGAGUUGGUGCUUUAAUUGUAUGGAAUGAGAAGAUGGGCGCUUUUGUUGCACAUUGGUAUAGAAAGUUUUUUGGUAUUAUUGCGUUAGUUUCUCCCCAUAUUUUUUUCUCCUCUUCCAAAAAUUACAAAUGGUCAACUGCCCUUAAUGGUCAAAAUUAG
Messenger RNA from Meloidogyne enterolobii, 1524 nucleotides. The record is from the annotation of a GenBank genome assembly. Lineage: Eukaryota; Metazoa; Nematoda; Chromadorea; Rhabditida; Meloidogynidae.